AAGGUGCGGUCAGUUCAAAACUGUCGGAAAGUCGUCUGGCGGCUACUUUCUAUAUCUGGUUUUUCAUCACAGUUACUUGUGACCUACUAACUUCCAGGAAACAGUUUAAGUUAUCUCUACAGGGUACUCAACAAGUUUCCGAUUCCUAGUGGGGUUUUUGUGCUACUCCCAACCUUUCCAGAAAUAUGGAAAGGCUUCAUAAGGAUCUAGUCACUUUGAUAUAAUUCUUUAGCAGCCAGCAAAUGUCUGGGUUACCGAACCUCACACCAAUAAGAGUGGAGAAGGUCGCACCUCAAAUAACAGAAGUUUCUGAAGCUCAGAACAUAACGGUUGUGUCACGUUUAUCUCCCCAUAAAGGGAUUCAGUACACUCGCCCAACUCAUAACUUUAUUACUACCCCUCCUCGAGAUUCGGUUGUUUCUACUGGCUCUGUUGUUGUGAUUCGACCAAUUGGCAAUGCUUCUACUCCAAUAAAUGUAACUACUGCAGCUUCUUCAACAGGUCUAAAAAUCACUCCUAUUGUUCCCUUAAAAAUAUCCUCGAUUCAAUCCACAUCAAAUGUAUCUCGUUCAAAUUCCAUACCAACUCAACUACGAAAUACUGCGGUGUCAUCCUCUGCAAGGGCGAGCAACCUCAUUACUCAUUCUGUUCGUCCUCAAAAUGUUCAGUCAGGAAGUACUGCACUUAAUGAUGUCUCUGAGAAACUCAAAACCAUUGAUGAGAAACAAACGUCUCAACGUAAUGUUAUCAGAGAGAUGCAGGUUAGAGUUCCAAACAAGAAGGACAAAAGAUUUAGUGUAUUGCGUUUCCAUGCAGCUGACAGGCUUGAUUUAUCAUCAGCCCCUGAAGUUUUUAUGCAACGUGAAAAUAAUCUUAAGGCUUAUCGGAGUUUAUACAAUACAACCGAAAUGCCAGACACUGGUGCUGGUAGUGAAUUCGGCCGCGAAGCUAAAGAAGAGGCAAGAUUAAAAAAAUUUGGUGUUGUACGAGAAAGUUAUAAGCCAGAUGAUCAACCUUGGCUAAUGACGGUUGGAAAAGGCAAGGCUAAUCGCCGUCGUUUUAGAGGAGUUCGAGAAGGUAGUGUGUCAGAGAAUGUCGAAUAUUUUGUAUUUUGCCAGUGCAAAGAUGGUAAUUUCGAUGCUUAUCCGGUAAAUGCUUGGUACAAGAUGAAACCGGAAAUAAGUUAUCGUUUUCUUCGAGAAGAUGAAGCUGAAGCAGAAUAUAGCCGCCUACACAAAACCCUCAACUUAUUUAACGUUAUGGUUAAACGGAAACUCACCGAUAACGUUAGCGACGAUGAAACAAACAUGGAUCGAGAAAUUUCGAAGGGAUUAAAGUUUCUAACUUCCCUCGGAGACUCCAAUUCAAAUCAGCGAAAUUCAACAGAAGUAAAAACUAAGGAUCUGAAGCCUGAAAACACUUUAAAGCUUACUGAUUUGGAAGAAUUGGACAGUGGUAGUGAGGCUGAUGAUGACGAUGAUGAAGAUGAUCUGGGUGAUGAUAAUCGCUUGAAAAAUCCGAACGCCGAUCCACUCAAAGCAGAAGAAGGCCCAAGUUCUAGUAAAGGGAAAGGUCUCUUGUUUGAAGAUCCUGAUGAUCGUAAUAAAGGUGGAUCUAAAGGUGGUUUACUAAAGACGUCCGAACGCACUCGCCUUGCUAAAAAGAAGCAGCGUGCAGCUGCUAUUGUUACAAAAAUGAGACGUGGUGUUAAAAGGCGUAAACGAAAAGCUAUUAAUGUGGGCUCCUCCGAUGAAGAAGAUGAUCCAGACGAAGAAGCACAAGAUGAGAGUGAAUUAGACGAUCACGAAGGAGAUGAGGUAGAUUACAUGACUAAUUCAUCAUCAGAUGAAGAGAAAUUAUCUAGUGAAGAACGCGAGAAAAUAUAUGAAGAAACUGGGGUUGAUGAGGAAGUCGCCCUGAAAACUCUGCUUACUGACAUCAGUAGUGAAGAAGAGGAAAAGUCUGAAGAUGACAUGCAAGACGUAGAGGAAAAUCCACCUGUUGAUGAUGAGGAUAAUAUCUUUUCUAAGAGACGUAGUGAAAUAGAUGAUAUGACAAAACCUCAAAGAAAUGAUUUCCAAAAGGGUACAAAACAUUCAAUAUCCAUCCAUAAAUCAGAUGAUAGAUUAGAGGCCACUGCAAAAUCUCAUCGUAGUCAUAAAAAACAUCAAGACAACGACAAUGACAGUGGAUCAUCAUCAAGUUCGAGUUCUUCAUCGGCUGAUGAUUCUUCUACAUAUUCUUCAUCUGAUUCCGACCUUGACAACCGGCUUAAAUCAAUACAGAAAAAUGCGAAAAAAGCUGAAGUGUUGCAAAAACUCUCAGAAACCAUUCAUGCACCUUCACUUUCAUCUGGAAUUAAUAGUGGUAGCAGUCCAAUUGACAAUCAACCAGUAAGCUGUGGCAAUAAUUCAAAUUUAAAACGUUUACCUACUGAUUUAUCUGCAUCUGUUAAUUCAGACACCUCAGCAGAUUCACCCGCUGCAAAAAAAUUGCGAAAUGACACACCAUCUGGUACAUCAACAAUUUCAACUGACAAUGAAUUAGUAAAUACUGUACGUAAAUACUUAAUGAGAAAGCCUAUAACAGUUCGAGAAUUAUUAAAGAAAAUUCGUCUACGUAAAUUGGUUGGUAAAAAUGAAGAUGCACAAACAGUAUUGGCUAAUGUAUUACGUCAGCUGAGACCUAUCAAACAGACAAUUAAUGGACAACACGCUUUAUCUUUAAAACAUUAAUUGUCUGAAAUAAAAGUUAUAUUUUUAAAAAAAUUGCAUGUAUAGACAUUGCUUCUUCUUUUCCUGGUUAUAUUUAUAUAUUUUUUAAUAAUGAAAAGAAAUAUAUGUAUAUUUGUACACAAGAAAUGUACAUGUAUUUUUAAUAAUUUAUUUGAACAUAUUCAUUGUGUAUUCUUUAACAAAACAUUUUUUGGAAUAGUCGUCUUUCUCUACAAAUUACUUAUAGUUUGUGUUUGAAGUUUGCCUGGCUAUAAUGUGUGUUUGACUGCACUUUUAGUAUGAAGUCAUACGUUUGUCUUAACUGGUGCGAAUAUAUUUCGAGUUGAGUGGGUAAUUUCUUUUAAUAGUCACUUAAAGUACAAUACUCUUUCCGUAGGUUACUAGCGUUUUAUCAUAGAUGCCCUGGGAUCAUUGCCCGCUUGUGGUGAGACAACCGAGUAUGCAAUGUUGAGGUUGGACACAUGGUUCUAGGUAAGAAUGACGAGUCGGUUUACGAGGUAGUUAUUUGUUAUUGAUUGAGUAGAUAGGAGAAUGUGUUAGGGUACGGCCAAACGAAAACAUGGCAUUGACAGUUGAACUGAGCUGUGUAGGUAGGUGCAGUCUAUUUUGCUAGAAUCGGCGCAUUAUCCUAGAUCAGCGGUUAGAGACGCUGGAUUAUAUGUCUCGGGACCAUUCAUUCUUUUUCUUUCACUAGGUCUUGGGUUUUACUAUUAUACACUUUGUCGGGCUGGAGUUAUUUUCAGCAAAUUAUAUUGGGAAAUUCUCGUUAUGACCUGCUAAGUUUUUAAAAAUCAGGACUUUUGUUGCAUCAUCUACGACACUUAAUUGAUGUACUUUGAUUAUAUCUGAACUGGGAUGUAACAAAGCUUGUUUUAUAAUUAGAAAACAGACUACAAACUAGAUAACGUCCUUCUGUGUUCAGCCGUUUCAUAAGAUGUUUUUCAUGCUACUUAUUAUUACCGAGUAGUGUAAAUAUUGUUUGUGUUCAACUUGAAAUAAGGUGAUUUGUUAUCAUUUUCACCACAGUGCCAAUCCUGUUGAAAUUUCCAUAUCAAUUUUAGAACGACGCUUCUCGAUGUCAUAGUUAUCUUUAUCCCAUUUAAUGAUAAACUGGUUGAUAAUCUCUAUCAGUGGAAUAUUGGGAUUUGGAUUGUUAUCCUUUACGUCAUCAAUGAUCAUGUCUGCAUUUCGUAAUCUAGCCUGGUUUUCAAAAGGGAUGCGUGAAUACACAAAGUCAGGCUAUGAGUCAGCUGCUUCACAUUUUGAUCCUAAUGAGUUGAAAAACGUACGCUUAGACAAUCACCGUGUUUUGAUAACUGGAGCCAAUUCAGGGAUCGGCCUCGUGUGUUGUAAAGAAUUAGCGAAACAUGGUGCAGAAAUCCAUAUGGUUUGUCGCAGUAAACCUCGUGCUGAAGAGGCACGUCAGCAGAUAAUCUCUGAAACUGGAGUCAAUGAUUCGCGUAUAAUUAUUCAUCCAUUGGAUCUUUCUAAACCGAAUGAUGUCCGCAAUUUUGGAAAACAAUUUGCUAAUAAUAAUGAUUCACGUCUAGAUAUUUUGAUUAAUAAUGCUGGCUGCAUGAUUAAUGAAUAUAAAACUGAUGAAAACGGCAUAGAAGCUAAUUUCGCCACAAAUACACUUGGUACUUAUAUACUUACUGAAAGUCUAAUACCUGCAUUAAAAAAAUCACCUGAUGCUCGUGUUAUUACUGUUAGCUCAGGUGGAAUGUUAGUACAGAAAUUGGAUCAUGCUGAUCCAAUGCUUACUACUAGGCACAACAAAUUUGAUGGAACAAUGGUUUAUGCACAAAAUAAACGUCAACAAGUUGUUAUGACUGAAAUGUGGUCUAAGAACUAUCCAGAAGUAUUCUUCUGUUCAAUGCAUCCUGGUUGGGCUGAUACACCAGCUGUCGCACUGUCUAUGCCAUCAUUUUACAAUAAAAUGAAAAAUAAACUAAGAACACCAGAACAAGGUGCAGAUACAGCGAUCUGGUUAGCAGCGGUACCAAAUGUGAGAAGAUUCCAAAACGGUUCUUUCUUCCAAGAUCGUCAAGUAGUUAGUCAACACCUAAAAUUGGCUUGUACACAUUCAAAGGAUGAUGAGAAACGUAAAUUCAUGUCUAAUUUAGCUGAUAUUGCAGCACCUUUUCUUAAAUAAACUCUACCCUAGUCGGUAAAAGAAAAUUAUCACCGCUUAUAAUUAAAACAGAUGCGUUUGGGUUUUAUUCUUCAUGCUGCGUAGUUAUGAGCUAUUUUUGUUUUAGUUAGUUUGUCUUUUUUUACUACAACUUAUUUAUUCUGUGCUUCAAUUUAUUUUAUAACUUUAGUUUUUUUCUAUGUGGAUGUGUAUUUAAAUUCAGGGAGUAUAAAUGGUGUGUUGCUCAAUUGUGAUAUUGCAUAAAGGAUCAUUUGUCGUUGUUUCUUUUUCCGUAAACUCCAUAAUGUGUGAGUUCUACAUGACAAUAAAAGACACUUUCAAUAUUUACAAUUAAGUUUUAAAUAUUCAACCCAACUUUUUAUAUAAAUUUAUAUCUCUCAGGGCUAUUCUUUUACAAAUUCUAAUGAUAUACCAUUACUAAUUUUCUCAAUAUAUUUAUUUGUUUAUAAAUAUAUUUAUAUAUUUUG
Messenger RNA from Schistosoma haematobium, 5357 nucleotides. It is a transcript of the gene DHRS12, whose product is annotated as Dehydrogenase/reductase SDR member 12. The coding region runs from base 243 to 2735 and encodes 830 amino acids. The transcript has 14 exons. The record is from RefSeq and is a predicted model, not a curated record. NCBI's taxonomy places the organism in Eukaryota, Metazoa, Platyhelminthes, Trematoda, Strigeidida, Schistosomatidae. Gene Ontology annotation, biological process: transcription initiation at RNA polymerase II promoter; positive regulation of transcription elongation by RNA polymerase II. Gene Ontology annotation, molecular function: RNA polymerase II general transcription initiation factor activity; DNA binding; TFIIF-class transcription factor complex binding. Gene Ontology annotation, cellular component: transcription factor TFIIF complex; nucleus.